AUGAGCAAAUUCCAGAUAAUAGACUCACACAUUCAUCUUUUCCCAGAAAGUCAUCUGAAAACCCUAUCCUGGCACAGCCAAGCCAACCCACUAGGAGCGCAGCACAGCGUAUCCGAAUACCGACAGGCUAUAUCCCCCCAGGUUCGGGGCUUCAUAUUCCUCGAAACUGACCGAAUCUCCUCCCUAUCACCAAGCGACUGGAAUCAUGCCUUAGAUGAGGUCUCUUUCCUAACGCGCAUUGCACUAGGGACUCCUGUCCCGGGCGAGGGCCAUAACCCAGAAGACAAACAUCUCUGUUUAGGGAUUGUUCCUUGGGCGCCGGUUCCCGCUGGUGCGGAUGCGGUGGCGCAGUACUUAGAUCUUGUACGCGAGCGCAGUGGUGAUGCUUGGAAGGCUGUUAAGGGAGUGAGAUAUCUUGUGCAGGAUAAAGCUGCGGGGACAAUGGUUGAGGAUGGGUUUGUGGAUGCGCUGAGAUAUUUGAGAAGGCAGGGCAUGACGUUUGAUCUUGGGGUUGAUGCUAGAAGUGGAGGGCUGGGGCAGUUGAGGGAGGCUGUUGAGAUGAUGAAGAGAGUCAAUGAUGAGGGUGAUGGGGUGACGAUUGUUAUUAAUCAUAUGUGCAAACCUAACCUUCGGCUGGAUGAUGUGGAUGUGCGAUCGAAUCCCGAGUUUUUGGAAUGGAAGGAUCUUAUUGAAGAAUUGGCUCGCGCACCGCAUACAUACAUGAAGCUUUCCGGAGCAUUCUCGGAAUUGCUGCCCUUGGGAGACGAGGUUGACAUUGCGAAGAUAGCGGAUUGUGUCAGACCAUGGACUGAUGUUGUGUUCGAUGCUUUCGGGGCUGAGCGUGUGAUGUUUGGGUCAGAUUGGCCCGUUUGCAAUGUUGGCGGAGGAGGCAAUGAUGUGUCGUGGGGGAGAUGGAAGUCUGUUGUAGAGAAAGUCCUGGAGCAAAGAGGGCUGUCUGAGGACGAGAAGAGAGGUGUCUGGGGAGGUGUUGCUCUACGUGCUUAUGGAAUUGAGAUAUAG
This is a messenger RNA of Penicillium brevicompactum, 1020 nucleotides long. RefSeq lists its product as uncharacterized. The transcript is spliced from 2 exons. The record is from RefSeq and is a predicted model, not a curated record. Lineage: Eukaryota; Fungi; Ascomycota; Eurotiomycetes; Eurotiales; Aspergillaceae. Gene Ontology annotation, molecular function: hydrolase activity. The coding region runs from base 1 to 1020 and encodes 339 amino acids.